AUGGAGUAUUGCGUCUCUGCUCGAGACAAGGAGGAAUUCUGGCGAACAUUGGCCGAGGAGGAAAGAGCUCCUCGUUCAGUCACUGACCCGCACUCUAGUGAAUCCGUCAUGUUGAGAGCGUCUACGUUCAAGGACUUAUGGAAGCUAGACGGUCAAAAGAAAUGCACUGCGACAUCCAGAGACUUAGCAAAAGCUGGCCUUUACUACAGUCCAUUGGAUAAAGAUAAUGACCGUGUCAUAUGCAUGUACUGUGACUGCCCCCUAGAUCACUGGGAUCCAGAAGAUGACCCUCUACGAGAGCACAGAGCUAAUUCUUACGCAUAUUGUUACUUCCUUGAUACUCUACCGGGAGGUAAACAAAAUGGCACAAGUUCAGAUAACCGCAAUGGUGCUCAAAAGAGAAAAUCAAAGGUGCCAUUACCUGAUGACUCACUCGAUGACAUUGAUGACUCGAUAAUGUCUACCACUCCGGUACCCUCACCAAGGGUCAAAUCCGCUGAUAAAGAACAUGACUCUUCAGUCAGCUCUCCAUUAAAUGAGCCCGUGUCGAAAUGGCCAUCUCCACUGCCUUCAACGGAGCCUGAACUUCAUAAGGAUUCUGAAUUCGAUGCAUACGACUUCUCAAUCGAAGAUAUUGAGGACCCAGAUCAUGGUUCUAUAUUUGAUGAUGGUAAAUCAAAGGUUUAUCAUAGAAAACCCAGAUUGCGGAAACCGCCUCCCCCUCCUCCAGAGUCAAUUGCUAAGAAGAGAUCUAGCAAAGGCUCCUUCAUGUUAGAAGUUGAUAAGUCCCGCGAGUCUGAUGAGUCCACCAACCGCUCGAUGACUCUGACGCACACCAAUGGAGAGCACAAGCAGAGUCUGCAAACGUCAGAAGGUCCCUUAAUCACUGAAAAGCUACAGAGGCCCAGCGCAGCUGAAGAUACCCUCGAAGAUGAUGGCGCUAGUGAUAAGGACACUGACGCAAAAAUUAACCUUGAAUCGACUGGCCAAUCUGAAAUUUCGUUAAUUGAGAGUGAUGAUCUGACGCCUUCACUGGAUGACGGCUCAAAAUUCACAAUCUCGGAAAAUGACCCAUCGUAUGAGGAUCAUGGCUCUGCGGUAGAUGAAGAGCAAGCACUGAAAAAGACAGCAAACCAUACCCCUAAGGCCGAGUCUGGUAAUACGAAAAAGCGUCUGCUGGAAAGUUUAGAUGGCAGCAUGGACUCUGAUCGGUUCAAGCAGAUACUUGCGUCCCCAGGCAAAAAGAAAAAAGUGAAACUCAAUCAAGCAGAAGGCGCUUAUAAACCAAAGGAUGACAUUCUUGAUCUUUCGGGUCACAACAUCGGGGACUUCAACGAAUCCAACAUCUCCUACUUAGAAGAACAAAGGCAAUUAUCCAAAGUUCGAAAUGAUGAAUUUGCGACUAAAAAAAGACCGGUUCUUUCUACCGAGCUCUCAACCAAAGUCAAGAAGUCAGCCUUCGAUGAUGAUGAUGAUGAUUUUGAUUUUUUUGUUCACCGAUCCAAUAAGCUUAAAGGUGUCCAGAAGUCUGACCACAAUGAAGAGCCUGCAAAUGAAAAACCCCGUUCGUCCUUAGACAAAAACUCCCUACUUGACAUUUCGGCUUCAACUGAUGUGGAGAUGGCCCAACAAAGUACGCCCAAGGAAGCGGCAUUGAACUUGAAUGAGGCUCGAAAGGCACCCGAUAGUCAUUUGAACGAAAACAAUAAUGAAGGAAGCGUUGACAAAGACAUGCAGAACGCUAUAAAUGACCAUAUUGAUGGCGCUGGUCAUGCUGAUGAGCAAAGUUUUAAUGAAGAGCAUAUUCCUAGUGGUUUGAGAAAGGGUGGCCAACAAUCUACUGAGGAAGAAAAAGAUGGACCCAGCAACCAUGGACAGUCAUCUGAACCGCAGACUGAUCAAACUCUUUCAAAAGAAGAGAAACACUCGUUUGAUAACAAUGCCUUUUCCAAUCCUGAAGGUGGUCAAACUUCUCCAACAGAUCAUGCCUCUGCUGGCGAAAAAGCCUAUUCCCGUUAUGCGUCUCCUCGUGUGCCUAAUCUUGAACCCGAUGCAAAAGUAAGCAAUCUUGAUGCUCCAGCAGCUCCUGCGUCUGUCGCUGAAUCGAAGGAAACGACGAUGGAAGAAUAUGUUGAUACACGAGCUGAGUUCGAUGAUUCAAAAGCUGAGACGCCAACUCGCUUCAAGACAGGAAACUUAAAUGGGGCUCCUAGUGAUGAAGAGAAUGAUUCCGGUGGGGAAAGUAACUUUACUUUAUCACCUUCUACGUAUGGCGACUAUGUCAAGGACAUGCGUAGUAUGGAAGACGAGUUUGUGGAUUCUUCCAAUGUGGAUGAAGACCCCAUGAAUAUCGAUGAACAAGGAGGUAUGGUUUUAUUCGACGAACACAGUUUGAAGAAUGAACCAGAAAGAGCCAUCGUGUUGGAGAAAGCUCCUUCCAGAGAUAAAACGUCCCCUAACGUGGGAGAAAAAAUGUCCCACCAUGUUCAACGUAUUCCUGAAGCUGAAGAACAAGUCAAUGAUAUCCACGGUGGAAAGUCUGAGAUUGAAGGGGCACUGGAAACUAAAGAUGCAGAUAAUAGUGGUAAUGAGACUUCAAUUGGCGAUGUAUCAAUAAAAGACGCAAAGCCGACCUCCUUGGAAGCAUCGGAGCGAGAUAACUUGGCGGUCGCCACAAAAGAAGAGAAGGAGCUAGAUGAGUUGGAUCAUCAUGCUCAUCAUGCUUCAGAAACAGUGCAUGAUGAGCAUAAUGGUGAAGAAGAUGGUGCAGUUCAGGUUAGCGCUAACAUUCCGGUGCUUCGGAUGUCCGAGGGGGCCAUUGAUUCGGUGUCCAGUCCCAGCUAUAACGAAUCCCCUCAUAAUCGGACCUUCAUUGAGGAAUCACUGCCGGCGAGUGUUGAUGAAAGAGAUGAUGGCUCCAUCGAACAACAACGUCAAGAGGACGUCCCAUCCCCGUCCACUAAGCAGCUUGAUAAAAUCUCUGGCUCAUUCAUAGAAUCUAGCACGCCACGGAAGGCUCGUGAAGAUGCUGUCUACAAGUACUAUCCACGGAUUGACACAUCGAAGUUGGGAAACAUCAUGGACGAGCUCAAGACUUUGACAGAUACAAUGGAUUAUCUUGCGGAAGUCUCGGCUGCAAGCUGUGAGCUUCAUAACGACAAUGAAGGGAUUCUCACCGACUUUAUUGCGGCUAUGCCCGAGGAAGAAGAGGCCAUGACAGUGAAAGAGUGGAUGCAGCAUAACGCUGCAACAUGUGGCAGAACAGUAAGAGCGAUUGCCGAUCGCAUGAUUGAUGCCUACGCUGCUGAGUUUGACAAUUUGAUCGAGUAUGUUGCCGGUUUACCCACCACAGAUUGA
Messenger RNA from Candidozyma duobushaemuli, 3357 nucleotides. RefSeq lists its product as uncharacterized. The coding region runs from base 1 to 3357 and encodes 1118 amino acids. The record is from RefSeq and is a predicted model, not a curated record. The transcript has 2 exons. NCBI's taxonomy places the organism in Eukaryota, Fungi, Ascomycota, Pichiomycetes, Serinales, Metschnikowiaceae.